Messenger RNA from Acanthoscelides obtectus, 2903 nucleotides. The record is from the annotation of a GenBank genome assembly. NCBI's taxonomy places the organism in Eukaryota, Metazoa, Arthropoda, Insecta, Coleoptera, Chrysomelidae.
UUGUGUGGCAACACUGGAUGUGGUGAAAUGUAAACACAUGACAUCUGUCAUCGAACGUCCAACCUCAUUUUCAUAUUUUUUGAGAAAAUUGCAGCAAGUUUCUGUAAAAAUGAGUAGUGAUUUUGUUUGGGCCAUCAAAAACGGUGAUUUAGAACAAGUAAAAGAUAUUAUAGAGAAAAAGUCCUUAAAUGUAAAUGAAGAAGUGGAUGGACGUCCGUUGAUCUUGUAUGCCGCCGAUUAUGGACAAAAGGACGUCAUCGACUACUUGAUAUCUGCUGGAGCCGAUGUUAAUUCUAAAGAUAAGCAUGGUAUUACUGCAAUAUUAGCUGCAAUAUGGGAAGGACAUAAAGACUGUGUGAAACUCCUAUUGGAAAAAGGUGCUAAAAAGGAGGGAGUGGCACCUGAUGGAAAGACAUACUUGGAAUCUGCUGAAAAUAAUGAAAUCAAACAAAUGCUGAUGGCAUAAAAUGUCCAUGUUGGCCAAAACUUGAGUAAACACAUAUUAGUCUUAAUGUUAAUAUAUAGCUAUAUUUCAAAGUCAGUGACUUAGGCUAGCAGCCAAAAUGGCAUUCCUUUUCCAGUAUACAAUCUUAUGAUGAUUACCUAGAUGUAAAGACCUAAUAGAGAAAGACAAUAUUUUAUAAUAACAUGCCUAUUUCUUUUCAUUUUUGAGAUGUUCCUGUAGUUUUGGCUAAUACUGUGUUUCAAAGAUGCCAAACUGUUGGUGAUAUAUUUAGUCAAGCUCAGGCUAUUUAGCUUGUGUGUCAUCUAAAAAUAUUGAUUUGAUGCAAGAGCAUUUAGGCUUUUUUGUUGUAGAUUUUAGCAAUUAAGUUGUAAGAUGAUAAACAGUGAAAACAGCCUAAGUAUUUUACUGAGGCAACCAAAGCCCAGCCAGAAUAUGGACUAUAGCUAUGGAUUUUAGCUAUAGGGUAAACUAAAAACACUAUUAAGAUGCAUUUUAAGACAAGACCUUUGGACUCUUGUAAAGCUGAGUAAGGUUAAUGCAAAGCAAGUAUUUAGAAAAUUCACUUUAAUCCCACAAUGAACAAAGAUUUAAAGUUUGCUUUAUGGAUGAGUAUAAUUUGAUAUUUUGUUCCACAAAUAAUGAAGAAAUUAUAUUCAAUCCCAUUUUCUGGUAUAGUUUUCAGCAUUUUUGUUAAUUAACAAUUUAUCCUAAUUAAAAAUGCUUUUGAUACUUCACCUCAUUGAAGUUAUCUGUACUUACUAAUUUUAAAAUACUGUUGAAUUUUAUAUACAAAGGCUGGCCAAAAAUAUUUUAAUAUCUCAUUAGAACUUGAUUUCUUGUGUUACAGUUUGAUUCUAUAUAGGGUGAUCCAGGAAACAGUGUCAAUGUAUUUAUGGCAUAGGUAGAUAAAAAAUAACACAAAAAUUUCAUAUAAAAAUUCGAGCCUGAGAUUACACCAGUGGUGCAGAAAUUGAGAAAUGAGGCACAUUCCUUACAGUAUGAUUGUUAGUUAGAUGGUAGUGGAUAGUUGAUACACACUUGAGUCUAUGUAUUCUUGCUAUUCAACAUAUCUAGUUGUAGGUUUUCGACAUCAUCCAGAAAGGAAUAUCCCAGAUACUAACAUACUGAAGCUGUGUGGGCAGUAUGAAGGAGUCCCUUAUAGGGGAUGAUGGCUUUUAGUUAGACCUAGUAAUAGCAGAGUCAGAGUUAACUCAAACAAGAUUAUAUUUGUGCUUCUCCUGAAGUAUCAAGUAUCAUUUAUGGAUAGUCUAUGCAACAAAUAUGGAAGCUAACCAAGAUUAAGAUCCAUCCUUAGGCAACUGUUGAACAUGUAAUACCAGAGUGAGGACUGAGGACACUGGGAUGCUGUGCCCACAUAGACUCAGUAUUAUGUUACCUGGGAUAUGCUGGUCACCAUGAGAAUGGUACUCCAAAAUUCUUUCUGGUCUUUAUCAAAAGUUCACAAUGGGAUAAUGAAGCAGUAAGUAUAUAUUCUAGUGUGUCUCAACCAAUCAUGACCUGUUAAAGAGGUUAACACCAAGCUAGUUUCACUCGUAAGCACAUGCAUAUAUUUUGCAUACUCUGCCACCUACCCUACGCUCAAUGUAUGUCUUUGAGACUUGAUAAAUCUUGACAAUGAUCCUCUCGAGCUUUGUGUAUAUUGACACUUGGGAAAAGGAACACAUUCCUUGGUUUAAGAGAAAAUUUGCCGAAGCCCAUUCCCGUAAAGAACGAGCCUCUUCCUUUUGAUCCCUACAAAGCUAUUUUCUACGCCACUCAUUUUGUUGACAUAUCUAUUCCAUUUUCGAAUGAUUUUACGUGUAUCGCCUCUCUUGAGGAAUAUUUGUCAAACUAUUACUAAUUUCCGCUCAACAAAUAUUGCCACAUUUUUCUGAAUCAUCCUGUACAUACAAAUGGACAUUACAUCAGCUUAGUUUUAAGAUACAUGAGUUAUACCUACUUGGUAUGAAAGUUAUUAUUCUUGGCUUCAUAUUGCACCUGAAAAAAAAACAGCAUUAUGAAAGUGUUUAGUAAAUUGACACACAGUAUGUUUUAAUCGUCCACAUCUUGAGCGAUUAUAAUCUUUAAUUUCUCUAUUUAAUUCAACCUGUAAUACAUAACAAUCAAGUAAGUAACUUAUAAUUUUUUAUACAUAUAUUGCAGUCAAAACAAAACACCUUGUUCUUUUGGCCAACCUGCAUUUCCUAAUAUUAUUAGUAGUUAAACAUUUGCUCUAAUAGCUUGAAUUUUUUGAUGCACAAAUUAUAGUCAUAUAGUUGACACUGGUGAUAUUGGUGAAUUGGUUUCACAUUAAAGCUGUCCAUAGAUUAUGGUUAUAAAAUUGCUAUUUUACUAAUGAUGAUAAUAUAGCAUUUUGCCAGAGUGCUUAAAUUAUUUAGAAUUUAUUUUCAUUUGAGGAGCUAGUUUUUUAUAAAAU